Messenger RNA from Plodia interpunctella (Indianmeal moth), 4797 nucleotides. RefSeq lists its product as uncharacterized. Gene Ontology annotation, biological process: microtubule cytoskeleton organization. The transcript is spliced from 9 exons. Gene Ontology annotation, molecular function: microtubule binding. The record is from RefSeq and is a predicted model, not a curated record. NCBI's taxonomy places the organism in Eukaryota, Metazoa, Arthropoda, Insecta, Lepidoptera, Pyralidae. Bases 581 to 4225 code for a protein of 1214 amino acids. Gene Ontology annotation, cellular component: cytoplasmic microtubule.
UGGCGAAGCAUAUUGGAGGAAGAAAGGUGUUUCAUAUUGUUAAAAAGGUUUUUGUUAAUACACCCAAGGUUAGACGGCGUCGCCCUGUCUUUGAUACAGCACAUAGGAAUAUCUAAGUAGGUAUUUAUGGUUGUCGUUGAAAAAGGGGUGUAAAAAAUUACAUAAAGUAAAGCGCUGAAAAUGUGACACAAAUAAUAUUUUAGUUCAUAUUUGGCCGCUCGCUCCGAACCCUAGAAAGGCAACCGGGGCGGGAACCCGGCUUUUUACCACUCGUGUAGUGUCGUAUAACAAAGAUUGAUAUAGGUUUGGCAAAGGAUUUUACCCGCUUGUUCUUUUUGAAAAUCUAUUUAAAACGUUUGUUAUUUUUUUAUAUUGCACAGCGUUCGUUAUAUUUUAACUCAGUACCUAACUUACCUAUACAUUAUUUUUAUUCUAGCUACCUACUACACCAUGAAUUGUAAUCCAUGCUUUGUCGCUGUUACAUACUUACCAAUAAAUACAAAUUAUAUUUGUAGUUUUCUAGUUCCAGGAAUUAGGUGACCAUGUUUGGCAGAAUUUACGACUAUAGGUACGUUAGAAUAUGUAUUCCAUCGAUUGGUCAGGGGCGGCGUGGCUUACCGUCCGAUCAUUAACCCAGUUGUGUGGCGCUCCGCGGCGCGGGCGGGCACGCGACCCGCCGUCGUCACCACUUCAUUCGCACACCAUGCAACUGCCCGAGCCACCGCCGCCUCCUCUGGCACCCUUGUGGGACCGCGUGCUUAGAGCUCAAGCUCUACCUCCUGAUCUUGAUGUCCAGCUUCUCUACAUCGCUAUCCGAGAUCGACUAACUCAUCCUGAGUGGGAAGUAAGGCUCCACGCGUUAAGAGUACUCGCAGAUCUUCUACCUCUCUCUGGCAAUGCUCUUGCGUUUCCCUUCGACCAGGUGGUGGAUAAUCUUGGUCACAACUCUCCAAACGUCCGCAAAGCCGCGCUCGACGCUCUUAAAGUUUUCUGCACACAUUGUGAAGAUUCAGAAUGCGCUGCACGAGCUAUCUUAGACAAAUGCGCGUAUCAGAACAUACGGCCGCAUUCCGCAAACAUAGACACAAAAGUUAACGUUAUAACUGGACUGAUUUUAUCCAUACCUUCUGUGAUGAACAUACUAAAAAAGAGACACCCGGCUUUGGAUGUUUUUCCAAUGUUUCAAAUAUUAGGUGACAAAUUGUUCGACCCAAUACACAGGGAUGUUGCACAACGAGCACUAUUGAAACUUAGAAGAGUUUGCGGACCUCGAGACUAUAUGAUAUCGCUGUCCAGGCUGGAUUUGAAAGUGCAAGAUAAGUUUCGUCAGCUGUGCGAGACGUACGACGAAGACUCUAUGGAUGUUUAUUACGCGCCUCGAAAAGCCUACAGAGAUAGUAACAACCAAACCCUUGUAAAAAUAAACCACGUUUUCAAUGCACCUCUUAAUAAUGCUAUAAGACUGUCCACUGAUUCAUCUUCUGAAGAAUCAUUUAGCCACAUGCCAUUUUAUAAUAGCAAUUAUGCAAAAGUAAUAAUAGAAACGGAAAUUAAAUUCGAUUCGGACACUGCCAUAACUAUGACUGUAUUAGAAGAGAAUGAAACUGAAUCGGAGAAGAAUACAGGUAGUGAGGAAGACUGUGAUAGUUCUGAUAGAAAUAUGUUGAAAUAUAGUGACGGUGACGGGGAUUCCGAAGACACCGAUGUUGUUGUUAAAAAAGUGCGAUUCGGUGGAGAAAGUGUGAAAAUAAGGACGCCGGAUAGCGAAAAUUUGUUAUCUAGUGAAGAUGAUCAUAAUCAAAACAAAAUAGUAGCCAUAAAGAAAGACAAUAUAGUAGAAGUGUCGACGCAAAUAACUCCAAUGAUUGUUACUAAAAUGAAUGAGAUUAGAAGAGAGGCGUUUGAACGAGAGUUGCAUUUGAAAACAUCAAAUAAAAAGAGUGGUAUACCACUGCCAGUUAUUCACAAUAAAGUGCAGAAGCGAGGCAUCGUGACUCAAUACAGUAAUGUGAAAUUAAAGUCGAAGUCCUUGAGUGAACUUUACGAUUAUUUUAGUACAAAGAACGACAAACAAGAAAAUUUAUACAGAGAGGGGUCAGGUUUUGCUUUGACGCUGAGUGAGGUGCGAUCUCCCGACAAAGUGCCUAGUCCAGUCGAGCCUCAUCGAGAAGUAGAAGUUCUUCACAAUCUUCAACGGAGUCCGACGGUUUCACCGCGCCGGCAUCAGACUCGAUUGCACCUGGAACGUGACGGCUUCGUGCUAAACCUCCUCGCCUCGUCUCCGGCACGGGAGGAAGACUUGCCGCCUCCCCGCGCGCCCUCCCCGCUGCGCACGCGCUACGACUGGGAGGAAUUGUCGGUGGCCCCACCGCAUGUGUUGGAACAACUGCACAAUACUGAGAACUGGAUAGCUGUAGUGAAAGCCGUCGACCAGCUGCACGGCGCGUUGCUGGAGCGGGCUACCGUGAGACGUGCCGAGCCCGCAGCCCUAUCCCUGGUGCAACACAUGUGGGCGCUCAGCGAGGCUGUAAACGCUGCUCGGGCGCCGGCUGAGGGCGCUGUGUGCGCUUUAGUCCGCAACAGCAGCAACGAUUGUCUUCGCCAACUCCUGCCCGCCCUGGUGUCCAGGAUGGCUCGGGAGCCACUCCCGGCGGCGCUGCCCCAAGCGCUGCUCCAGCGCCUGGCUUUGCAUCACCUCGUCGAUCUCGUUUUUGAUGGUGAUAUGAUCGGGGUGUCAGGUGACCCCGAGCUGGUGGAGGAAGCCCAGCUGCGUGCCACACUGUGUCUUUCGCGCGCAGCCGGACCCGCCGCUGUCCUGUCCGCAGUGCGCAGAAGGCUGGCAGGCUCCGCCGCCGCAGACUCUUUCUGCACCAAGUUGCGGGAAAAGUUGAGCAGACCAGUCGAAAAUAUAAAGUCAAAUUCUAUUGCCAGGAGUUCCCAGUUGCCGGUGGCGGUGCGGCGCCGCGCGCGUUCCACCCCACCGCCAGCCGCGCCCGCGCCCCCGCGACGUCUGCGCCCUCUACCGGACUCCGCACCAUUGCCUGGUGUUUCGCAAGUUGGUCGAGACUACCUACUGAAACCCUUGUCUCCAAUACCUCUAAGCGACAGAGACUCGAGCGCCUACACCAGCUUCGAGGACAAUGUCGAAAAGAAACAACCGUCUUCAGAGGGCGAGAGGAAAUCUAUCGAAAGUGUAAUCGUCGGUGCGACCCAGGUUGACAUUUCCACGGAAGAACUAGAUGAAACUCCUCUCCCGCCGCGCUCGCCUUCCAUCAAAGUCGAAGAUUAUUCCGAGAGAUCUCAUCGCUCUUCCUAUGUCGAGCCUCAAGUACACGACAAGACUCCUAGUCCGGACGUUUUUGGAUCACAGAAAUCCCUCGACCGAGUAUCCUUUACGAGUUCGAAGUCACGCACUUCGAGUCGAAAGUCACCAUCGAACAAUUCAAAGAGCAGAAGCGUAACAAAUAGUCCGACCAAAAGUAGAUAUCCUUCUCCUGACCCGACGAGCGAUAUCUAUGAUGACCAAUCCCUUCAGUGUAAUAGAGACGUACGGAACGCGCUCGCCGAAUGCAUCGUGCCACCGCGACACGAAGACUGGGAGGUGAUAGUGAACGCACUGAUCGAGACAGAGAGGCUGGCGAGCGACGCCGCGGCCCGGGCUCCGGCCGCCACCUGGCGCGCCGCCACCCGCGCGACCGCCGCCCACGUGCGCUCGCUGCGCUCCCGGGUCGCCAGGACCGCGUGUUCCACGUUAGGAGCACUAUUUGAGCAUCGAGGACGGGCGUUGGAUCCGGAGUUGGAGGAAGCGGCGACCGCGCUGUUGGACCGGUGCGCGGACGUGAACAGGUUUCUGAGAGCCGACGCGGCGGCGGCACUGGUGCGGCUGGCGUGCGGCAGCAGCAGCGCACGGGCCGCGGUGGCGCUGUGUCGGCGAGGCGCGGCGCACCGCGCGGGCCCGGUGCGCGCGGCGGCGGCGCAGGCGCUGGCGCGGCUGGUGCAGCACGCAGGCGCGGGCCGCGCGCUGGCGCUGGCGCCCGAGCCGCGCACGGUGCUGCUGCGCGCGGCGGGCGAGCUGCUCGCCGACGCGCACGCUGACGCGCGCGUGCACGCCCGACAUCUCUGUCUCUCUCUCGCCGCCGACUCCAGAUUCAGGCAGAUGCUCAAAGAAGCUAUGUUGCCCUCCCGAUAUCGAGCUAUCGAAAAAUUUGUAGACAAGCUACGAUGACGACAAUUUUGAUUAAUUAACCUUAUACUUGUAAGAUCAAAGUGAAAUUUAACAGGUCGAAUCAGAAUUUGUACAAGUAACGACACCAUAAUAUUAUAUUCUGCACGAUUUGUUUUUAUUUAUCAAAUUGUUACUUUGACUGAAUCGUGCGAUAGAUAUUUUUUUAACAAAAUUUGUUGUAAGUACUCACUACUUACACUAGAUUAGGUAAAUUAAAUAUUACAGGUAUCUCACACAAGUGUCUAAACCAGAAAUUUGUUAUCCUCCAGUGGAGUGAAAUUUAUUAAAUACAUGCCUACUUAUAUUAUACACUUAAUGUUAAUUAAGUAGGAUUUAUAAAUUUUUAUUAAUAAAUUAUAUACUUAGAACUUCAAAUGUAGGUUUUCCAUUUCCGUCUUGGAGUAAUAAAGAGAAAUACCUAUGUAAUUGCAUUUUAAAUUUUCCAGAAUAGAGCUGUAUAAUAAAUAAUGAUUGCACGACUUAAACAGUGUGUAGCUAGGUCUACGAAUUGUGUCUACGAGGCUACGAACGUAGCCUGUGGGAACUAGCACGGCACGUUACUUAGCGCAACC